GAUUCGUUUCCGCUGUGCCAUGACGAGAACUCCUGCAGUGGGAUUCUUAACCCACUGCACCACAGGGGGAGCUCCUACUCUCUUAAUUUUCAAGUAUAUAAGGCGGUAUUGCUAAUGAUAGUCACCAUCCUGUGCAUUAGAUCCCUAGACCUUAUUUAUCUUAUUUACCUAAAGGGUAUAAUUUAUACCCUUUGACCAACAUCUCCCCAUUUCCUCCACUGCCAGCCCCUGGCAACCACCAUUCUACUCUCUAUGUCUAUGAGUUCAGCUUUCUUAGAUUCUAGAUAUAACCAAGAAUGUACAACAUUUGUCUGGGAUUUUUUUUUUUUUUAAUCUUUUCUUUUGUCCGGGAAUUUGUUUUUAAAAGGCAGCAUGGCUGCCUGUCAGGAAAGAGCAAUCUAAAUAACUACAUGCAGACAAGUUUGUCCAAGAUAAUAACAGGCUUCGUAGAGGGGGCUAUGGGGUCCUUUGAGAAGAGUGACAUUUCAGAGAAGUGACAUUGGCGAGGGGGAAGGAAUCCCAAGCAGGGACACAGCUAGAGCAAAUGCACGAGGCCCGAGGCUCUGGAUCUCCAGGAGCUGCAGGCUGUGCUGGGCAAGUGGCGGGGUGGUUGGAAGCAGCUGGCCUUUGUCCUGAAGGUGACAGGCAUCACUGAAGAGUUUUGAGCGGGAGUAGUUAGUGUUUUUAGAGGUGUCUGGGGAGAGGGGACGGUAAGCCUGGGGGCUAUGUGGGAUGGAGGAAAGAGAUUCUGGGGCCUUUUGUGUUGCAGAGCCUGCAGGACUUGGUGAUUGAUGGGAUGUGGAGCCAAAGGGGCAGGAGGUGCCAAGGGUGACGCUAGCUUAGGGGACGUUGCAAUGGGCAAUUCCAUUAUCAGACAGGGCUGGAGGGCAGUGGUGGCUGCAGAAAGCCAUUCCUAUGGCCAGAGGACUCUGUCGUCUCACCCCUGCUGCCCUCUCACUCGGCCUCUUCAGGGCCUCCUUCCGGGCAGUGGGACAAGCCCUCCUCCUUUCUCUCCCCCCACUCACCAUCCCAGUGUGGAGACAGCAGCUGGGUGGGAAAAAUAACCACAACACCAGAUACCAAUGGCCAGAAACAGGCUGCCCAGAGGGGUGGGGCCCCCUUCACUCAACAUUCCUCUUCUCACCAUCCUCAUCCCCUGUAUGCUGGGUAGUUUGGGGGUUCACCAGGAGACAUGAUGCCUGGUACCCCCCCUCUGGGUUGUUAAAUAGGACCUGGGAAGUCAUUGGCCCACCAGUCAUCUGUCCAUCCAUCACCUUGCCCUCCAGCCAUACACUGGACCCGCGCAGGAUGCUGGGAUUCUGCACUGAGCGCUCACAGUCCAGGUGGUAGACAGCCAGGGGGCCGGACCUUUCCCACCACCUGCUAGAAGGCGUGAGCAGCGCUGUGGGAGCGCGGGGGAGUGAUGGCGGUGACUGGAGCAUGGAUGAAACAUCCUCGGAUUUCUGGGAACCCUGGAAUCCUGGGGCUCCAGCGGAGAACGUGUGUUCCAUUAGCCUAAUUAUUUCUGAACCUGGUUCAGGCCAGGACCCCCAGCACCCACCCACAUCCAUGGAUUCUCCUGGCUCCUUGGCUCUGAGAGCUGGGGGUGGGAGAGGCAGGUCACAGCAAGAGGAUGCUAGCCACUGCCCCGGGAUGGGGGGUGGGGACCCCAGCCAUGCCCCUGCUGAAGAGGGGACAGGGCCACAGUCGAGAGCCCUUAGGGCGCCGCUGACCGGUGCAGCUCCGCAGCUCCCGCCUCGGCAAAGAGAGCCGGUCACACCUACUUUCUGAAGGCUGCGGGGCCAAGUGGGCUGCCAGUCCCGUGGCAGCCAGGCGGGGGCGCGCCUGCCCUGCGCGGGUGCUGAAGGCGUGGGGGUGGGACGGCCCGGUCACGCCCCUUCGAGGCUCCCUUUCUGGGAGUUCUCCUGGAGCUGUCACUCUGAUUAGGGGUCUGUGGGGCUGGCGCCUUGCACAGUGACAGGCCGUCAGGGGCAGUGAGGCGGGAGCUUCUCCGGAGGGUCUCACCCCUGAGGCCGUCUGAGGGAGGGAGAAGGGGGGCGGGGGCGGCUCUCCCCGCUGUGAGCUUCCUCGCCAGGGCCUGGGUCCAAGGCCUCCUGCUCAGCUCCCCACCCUGAGUGAGCCUGGAACACAUCUAGGAAGGGGCACAGGAUGGGGGAAACAGCAGGAACCCCACCCUUCCCCAUCCCCUUUUCCAGAUACUUCCACCACUGUCCCUGCCCACACUCCUCCACACCUGUCUCCCACAGCAGGCCCUUUCAGCCUUCAGGAAUGUGUCUGGAGCCCUCUUUCACCUGCCCUGCCCCUCCUCUCAUGAGUGUGUGUGUGUGUGUGUGUGUGUGUACACACGUACUCACGUGUACAAGCGCCAGCAGCCUCUGCCCCAAUAUGGCUGAACUCAACAACCCUCUUAACCAGCACACACACACACACAUACACACACACACACACACACCCCUAAACAAUUUUAGGUAGUUCUUGAACAUUUGCAGAGAGAAAGGUUUGCUGCCUCAAGCCUCCUUCCAGGCCUCCAUCACAGGGCUUGGGGGACCCUUGGACCUUGGGGCACAAAGAGCCAUGAGCUACCCCCAGCGCCAAGUUGCGCGUGCGCCUUGGAGAGGACCUAUUUGCAGCGCAGCAUCCCCUUCUCACCCAGCCCUCCCAGGGCAGAGAUGAUUGGCCUUCAACCCUCACUUUAGCCAUUGAGGCUCUGGAGCUCAGAGAGUGUAAGCCGCAGACCUAAGGCCACACAGCUGAGUUCUGCUCCCAGCAUCUGACUCUAAAUCCUCUCUCACAUGCCCUCCCCACCUUGCUGCUGAGGAGAGCAGCAUAGGAGAGAUUGAGCCUUAAUAUUUCAGGAACGGGGAGGAGAGAUGGUCCAGAGCAGGCCGACCUGACCGGCUCCCAGGACAGGCACUUCGAGUGCUCACGACCAUGCCUUUGUGUUCUCACCUGAAAACUGGGGAGAUGCCAGUUGUCUCCUGCUCUGCCUGGCCUGGCUAGGGACAGGAAGGGGAGCCUCCUACAUCCAACUGGUUCCUCCCCCAGUCUCUUGGCAGGACUGACCCAGCCGCCCAAUUCAAAGCCCACCUUUGUCCCUCAUCAAUGCAACAUGAUACCAGAGGGGAGAGAAGGGGAUUUCAGAAGUGACUUAAGCUCUGGCUUACCCAAAUGGCCAGAGGGGCCUUGGGUGAGGAGUGCAGGGUAGACACUAAGGGGGACAGGCAAGCAGAGAUGGAGUCGACGCUAAUGGGUUUCAGCAGCUGUACCAGACACCCCUGUCCUUUUGAGGACAUGAAGGCAUCAGAGUGGCAGGUGGAGGCUGUCCCCUGCCCUGUGUCUUCAGACCUCCCCAACUCCUGAUCUAAUCAGUACCCCCACCCCUGCCAGUCUCCCCUCCAAGUCUUUGACUGCAGAGGCCUGUGGCUGCCUUCUGAGCCGCAGAGAUCAAAGACCUUGAGCUUGGGUCACGCCUGAGUCACUGACUUGAUGAGCUUUGCACCCCCCACUCCCUGCAGAUGGAUUAAUUUCAGUCUCAUCGGGAGGCCCCAGAAGCCCUCCAGCCUGUCCCCCCACGGCUUCAGUGUCUCCCAGGGUUGCUGGUUCCUCCUCGGUGCCCCCCACCCAACUCCUCCUGAGGCCAUUGAGUGCCUUUUCACCUUGUCUCCCCCAAGGCCGUUGAGAAGUUCUGGCAGUCUAACCAGGGCAUCCUGCUGCUCUUCUUAAGUGGCAGGUGAUGGACAUGCCCUCGGUCUCCUUGGACUGUCAUCACACCCCCCCCAAAACAGGUGUGAACCUGACCCUCAGCACCUCCCCCCAGAAGCAUUAGGAAAGGCAAGCAGUCUGAGUGGAGAAUUAGGGGGCUUAGCUGAGAUCCCUGCCCCCGCAGAAGACAAAGGUUCUGUCUGUCUCUGGAGGUGGGGAGUUAAUUAGCUCUGGGCUGAAGUUUCCUUCCUCUCCCCACACCAGCAGGUCCUUCCCCCACUAGAGCCCCUUCCUAACCUGUAUUCAGGGGCCACCACUGGCAACCCCUCCCCAGACCUUCUUUGUAGAUCCAAUACUGGCUGCUCCAGAGAUUACGAGGUUAUUGUCUGGUGGAGACAGGAUGCUGAGGGGGUGGGGGGCUAGGAUGGGGGCCUGGGCUUGGAAUGCAAGACUGGAUCCAGCUGUGGGUUGGCCCUCUCCUCUCCCACAUUCCAUCCCCCCCCCCAGGCACCAGGUGCUCAGGUGAGUUGAGAGCCAGCAGCAGGUUUCAGGAAGAGGAGGGGGAGGGAGGAAGGAACAAAGUAAGGAGAGAAAAGAUGGGUGGGGAGGGAAGGGUGCGGGCAGACAGGUAGGGGUGUCAGAGGCUCUAGCUGAUCCGAUGAAGCCCCCUUCCUGGCAUUGCCCAGGUAAGUAGGUCCAGGUACUGAAUGACCAGGGGCAAGCCAUCUGGGCUCCCUUCCCCCAUCACCCUGGCCAACACUCUGGGACCAAGUGGUAACCCCUCUCUGAGCCUCAGUUUCCCCUGCAGCCAAAGGAGGUAAAUGUACAGGGAUAGGGGAGGGGCAGAGGAGGAGCAAGACUGGGCAGGAGAGCGGGAAUCCUGCGGCAGCCAGCCCGGGGCAGGGCUUCGGAGGUCAGCAGGCAGAGAAGGGGCCGGCAGCACCUCCCUUCCUGGAGGCCUCUGUGAGCAGGGUCAACUCUUCACUUCAGUGUAAAAGGCGCUGGGCCCCCUGACACCCUCCCCUGUCCCCAGCCCUGUGGGGAGGGAGGCGCCCGGUGCUGGCCACCGACUACCACUGGUGGCUGGGAUGGGAAACCUGGGAAGCGGCAGCUCCUUCCUGGUGAGGCGAGCUAGAGCCUGGCUUUCCAGCAGAAGCAGGAGUCCCUCCCUCGUGCCCUCCCCUCCUGUCCCUCGCAUCCCCACCCCUCCCCUCUUGUCACUCUGCCUGGGUUUCAUUUGCUCCUCACUCCGCGCUCCUCUGCUCAUCGCUCAGUGGUGCUUCCAAAGACAGAGAAUGCUCUUAGGGGCUGGAGGCCCUGGGACUGGGAGCAGAGUUCCUCUCGUGACUGGGCUUGGGGGGAAGCAUCUGGAAUACCAAGGCCUCCACAAUGCUGACCAGCCCAGAGUCUCCCACCGGCAGAGCAGAAAUAAACUUUCCUGGCUAAGUUAGAUGGAUGGUCCCCAUUAGCCCGGAAGGCGGGGCCCCUCUUCCUGCCUCCCCACCCAUUCCCCUCGUCAAGGGAGGGGCCUCGGUGUGCGGGGGGAGGCUGGGGAGCGAGAGCACUUGGGUGGGGGUUGGGAGCGCCCUGCCCCUGGAGCUGGAAUGGUGCCCCCCGGGAAGAAACCAGCCGGAGAGGCUUCCAACUCCAACAAGAAGUGCAAGCGGUACUUCAACGAGCACUGGAAAGAGGAGUUCACCUGGCUGGACUUCGACUACGAGCGGAAACUGAUGUUUUGCCUCGAGUGCCGCCAGGCCCUGGUGCGGAACAAGCAUGGCAAAGCGGAGAACGCCUUCACCGUGGGCACCGACAACUUCCAGCGCCACGCCCUGCUGCGUCACGUGACCUCGGGAGCCCACCGCCAGGCUCUGGCCGUCAACCGGGGCCAGCCCCCUUUUGAGGGCCCGGCAGAGGGGGGCGGGGCCUGCCCGGGCCGGGCGGCCACCCCCACCCCCAGGGGCGUCAAGGUGGAAGCGGACCCCGCCAAAGUGGCGGUGCUGACCACGGUGUACUGCAUGGCCAAGGAGGACGUGCCGGACGACCGCUGCGCUGCCCUGCUCGAGCUGCAGAGGUUCAACCUGUGCCAGGCGCUGCUGGGCACGGAGCACAGCAAUUACUACAGCCCCAGGAGGGUGAGGGAUAUGCAGGUGGCCAUUGCCAGUGUCUUGCACACAGAGGCCUGCCAGCGCCUGAAGGCAUCCCCGUACGUGGGGCUGGUGUUGGAUGAGACCAGGGACUGGCCCGAGUCCCACAGUCUGGCCUUGUUCGCCACUUCAGUGUCCCCCUGCGAUGGCCAGCCUGCCACCACCUUCCUGGGCAGUGUGGAGCUGCAGGAAGGCGAAGCCACUGCUGGCCAACUCCUGGACAUCCUGCAGGCUUUUGGCGUGUGUGCAUCCAAGCUGGCCUGGCUCAGCUCAAGCCUCUCCAGUGACCGCCUGGGGAGUGUGGGCCCACAGCUCCGGGCCGCCUGCCCGCUGCUCACUGAGCUACACUGCCUCCCAGGCCGGACAGAUCCCAAGCCCCCUGCCUACCUGGGUGAAUAUGAAAGCGUACUGGAUGCCCUAUUCCGCCUCCACGGUGGCCCCACUUCCCACGUGGUCCCCGAGCUCCGGGCGGCAUUGGACCUUGCAGCUAUUGACUUGGCAGGACCACGGCCAGUGCCCUGGGCUUCCCUGCUGCCUGUGGUGGAAGCAGUGGCUGAGGCGUGGCCUUGCCUGGUACUCACAUUGGAGGCCUCUGCUCCAGCCUCACCUACAGCCAGGGCACUGGCCCUUGCCCUGCGCCAGUUCACCUUCGUGGCCUUCACCCACCUCCUGCUGGAUGCCCUGCCCUCUGUGCAGAAGCUCACCCUUGUCCUGCAGGCAGAAGAGCCAGACUUGGCCUUGCUGCAGCCUCUGGUGAUGGCAGCCGCAGCCUCGCUCCAAGCACAGCGCAGCUCAGCAGGCCCGGCCUCCGGCGUCCCCAGCCCCCUGCUGGCCUCCCUGCCCCUGCCCACCAGGCCUCUGCAGCCCCCGCUGGACUUCAAGCACUUGCUGGCCUUCCACUUCAACGGCGCCGCCCCGCUCACUCUCUUCCCCAACUUCAGCACGAUGGACCCAGUCCAGAAAGCUGUCAUCAGCCACACAUUCGGGGUCCCCUCCCCUCUGAAGAAGAAGCUCUUCAUAUCCUGUAACAUCUGCCACCUGAGGUUCAACUCAGCGAACCAGGCCGAAGCACAUUACAAAGGCCACAAACAUGCCAGAAAACUCAAGGCUGUCGAAGCCGCCAAGAGCAAGCAGAGGCCACAAACCCUGGCCCAGGAUGGGACGCUGGUGUCCCCAACCCCAACUCCAGCCAGUGGAGCCCCUGAAGAGCCGUGGAGCAAAGCUGUUCCUGCGGCACCUCCUCCUGGCCCCGAACUCCAGGCCCCCCUGAGUCCGGAACCCACACCCAGGGAGCCGGCCCACUCAGACCUCCUGGAUGCUGCCUCCUCCUCUUCCUCCUGCCCACCCUGCUCCCCAGAACCUGGGAGGGAGGCGCCAGGGCCUGAACCGGCGGCCGCCGCUGUGGGAAGCGGUGUGAGUGGGGAAGGAGGGAGCGAGAAGGGGCGCCUCUACUGCCCCACGUGUAAGGUGACCGUGAACUCCGCCUCCCAGCUUCAGGCUCACAACACAGGAGCCAAGCACCGGUGGAUGGUGGAAGGUCAGCGAGGUGUUCCCCACAGAGGCCGGGGCCGCGCUAUGCCCCGUGGAGGCGCUGGACACAAGGCCAAGAGAGUGACCGGGGCGGGGGGCCGACAGGGGCCCAGCCCCCCUUUCCACUGUGCUCUCUGUCAGCUCCAGGUCAAUUCAGAGACCCAGCUCAAGCAGCACCUGAGCAGCAGGAGGCACAAAGACCGCCUGGCAGGGAAGCCCCCCAAGCCCUCCAGCCAGCACAGCAAGCUGCAGAAGCACGCAGCGCUGGCUGUGAGUAUCCUCAAGUCUAAACUGGCCUUGCAGAAGCAACUCACCAAGACGCUGGCAGCCCGCUUCCUGCCCAGCCCGAUCCCCACCACAGCGGCCAUCUGUGCCCUGCCAGGGCCCCUGGCCCUCCGGCCUGCCCCCACAGCGGCCACCACUGUCUUCCCCGCCCCCAUCCUGGGCCCAGCCCUGUUUCGCACCCCAGCGGGAGCUGUUCGCCCAGCCACGGCACCCAUCGUCUUCACUCCCUAUUAGCCCUCCUGGGGAGCCCCGGGGCCGACCUCCCAGGAGUUGCUCUUCCCCUCCUCCUCUUCCUGAGAGGCCUCAGUUCCUGACACCCCACAGGAAGCCACCUUUUACAGCCUGGGGGUCCUGCCCAUUCUGGGAAGGGCUGGGGUCAUGCCAAGAGCUGCUGCCCUUCACUCAGUCUGCACAGGGGACUCCACUCUAGCCCGCCCUCCCACCUGCCCAGAGCCCAAGGACCAUCCAUCUGCACCCUCCCUCCCCCCAGGCUUCUAGGGCUAGUCCUGGGCAACCCUACAUUUCCAUCCUGACUUAUGGGGUGCAAACUGGGAAACCCAAAGAUCUAUGCAAAAUCCUAGCCCCAGCCCCAUGGUGCUCUCAUUCCCCCACUCAAGACCUAUACCCACGUGGCCAUCGCCCCAAGGAAUCUUCUCCUAGCCCGAGGACAAGACCGUGACCUCUAUUCCCGUGUCUUGGGCGGGGAGGCCCUCCCCACUCACUGGAUUCUCCAGAGAAUCACAGAGGUGAGGGAAGGGGUCUCAAGCUGGGAUGAGUCAGGGCCACCUGGACAAGGUGACCCUGAGGGAGCGGCGGAAGGGUGUGGAAGCCAAAGGGAGCAGUGCCAAGUGGGGCGAAGCCAAGGAGCUGCUGGGGUUUUCAUCUGCUGGCAGGACAGGGCUAGUUUUCAUGGAGGGAGUGAUCAGUUGCACACAAGGUCUCCCUUCUUGGCCUUUCAUUGAUUCCCCCUGAAUCCCAGCUCCCUGGCAGGAAAAUGGGUGAUGCUGGGUUUCCCUCAGACCAUGGACCCAGCUAAUGCUGAAUCCCCCCGGGGCUCCCCAGUGGAGAGCUUUCCGCUCCAGGUCCUCAACCCAAACUGGCCCCAGCACUUGGUCCCGCUUUCCCUGCCCUGACCAGCACCCCGAGCCCCCCCUCACCAUGAAUCUGAGUGUGGGGAUCCAGUUGGGAAUCCACUCUCAAGACCCAUUUUCAGGCUGUCAAAGUCACUAUCACAACCUCCACCCCACCCCAGCACGGCUGCCCUCACCCCACAAUAUGGGACUUUGCCAGUAUCCACCUGUAUCUUCUUUCUUUAAAGUGGUACCCAAUGGGGGAACAAGAAAAAGGGGGGAGGGGAGGGAAACUUUUUGAUAACAGUUGUGGUUUUAUUGUGUCCAACACGUCAAUAAAUGAAUCUCACCCCAA
Messenger RNA from Sus scrofa (pig), 9107 nucleotides. The record is from RefSeq and is a predicted model, not a curated record. Lineage: Eukaryota; Metazoa; Chordata; Mammalia; Artiodactyla; Suidae.